AUGAGGGAGAUGUACGAGGGUGCUUAUAUGAGUAACUGGGGUCUUCGAAUGUCUAAUUCUUUGGUCAGAAUUUCGAUCGUUUUAUUCUUCCUGAUUUUUUGCUAUUUCUUAGCUCUAGUAAUCGGCUUAGAUUUCCAUCUUUUGGGGGAUCAAGUCCCUUUGGUUCGAUUAGUCCGAUUACUCUUCAUUCGACUUUUUGGUUGGGAGGUUCCCCUAAUUAUUCUUCUUUGUCUUCUUUCGGGCCUCGAUGAGUCUACCCUGAACAUGAUGGAUCCAGCAGGAGGUCAACCUGCUGCCAAUCCUGCAGCGGAGCAACCCUCUGACGGCGCAUCGACCUCGGGCUGGAGAAGUUUCGAAGAAGGUGUUUUGUUACAAUCUAUGCCAUCUUCAAACGAAUCCAGCGAAGCGAGCGUGAAUCAGCAGCCAGUGAUUCCCGAACUGGAGCCUCCGCUUCUCGAUGACAACAGCCGGCGGGAAGAGCUCGCUGCUCGAUUGAGGGCGAACUGGUGGGGCGUAGCUUAUAACGAGCGAAUCCUCGACUCCUUCGUCCAGAGUCAACUUUCAAUCGAAAGACACGUAGAGGCCGCACUUGUGGCGGACGGGUAUUCCCCUCAAGUUGUCUUUGAAAGAAGACAUACGAUUCGGGGAUUUCUUUUCUAUCCGGAGGGGCAUGCGCUGCAGGGGGGCACUUACGCGGGUUAUCUGAGCCAAAUUGCAAAUUUUGGUACAAGGCAAAGCGUUCCCUAUCAGCGAGUGAUCCGAUCCGUCCGAAACUCUCAUCUAUUUUUAGAUUAA
Vicia faba (fava bean) is the source of this 795-nucleotide messenger RNA. Lineage: Eukaryota; Viridiplantae; Streptophyta; Magnoliopsida; Fabales; Fabaceae. The record is from the annotation of a GenBank genome assembly.